ACUCAAGCAAGAGACAGCUAGAGCUAUGUAAAGGUCUCUCUCUCUCUCUCUCUCUCUCUCUCUCUCUUCUGGGUAUAUGCGUGUGUACUUGUGUGGUCGCUCUGACACACCACAGCCUUUCUUGGCUACUCUUCUGCCGCUACGCACACCGGACCGGAGUGAACUAACAGGCAGUAUUCAGGCAGGCAGCCACCUCUGGUCACAGAAACUAUGGAGGGACUGUACUUUGAGGUGAAGCCAAGAAGGAAUGAAGCCCCGAGGCCAGGGACCUCUGACAAACCCUGUCCUAAUCUUACUUCAAACCACCGCUCCUGUCCAUCAUUUUCAAAACUCACCUCUUCCACGCAGUACCUUCAGAAACAUGCUCAGGAGAGGAUGGCGGCAUGGGGGGGAAAGCUGGAGGAGGAAGGAGAAGAGGAGAUACGAUACCAACUGACAAUGAUCGGCGCUCUGCCAGUCCACCAUCUGACCACCAUGGCCAUGCUUCCCUGGGUGGUGGCUGAGAUCAGCAGAUCUCGGUCACUGGAGAAGGAUCUGGGCUUUGGGGGUGGACAGUCGGGCCCUGCCACAUGUGAUCAGGCAAUUUGUCUGUGUGUGUCGGCAUCGUGGGUGCGGUGUGUGUCCGUUCUGGGACAGGGAGUUGUAUGGGACCCGCUGACACACACUGUGCUGUUUGAGUGUCGUCCUCACCAAGUGACAAAGUUAAUUCACAACAGCCAGGAGCCCAGCAGCUUCGCCUGUCUGGUGAGAACCAAACCGAACUGUGCCUGCUAUGUGUUCCAGUGCCAGGACAGCACCAAGGUCCCUGAGAUUAUCAGCACAUUGAGGCAGGCUGGCAAAAGCUCAGCACGCAGCAAUGACAUCACCGCUGUUUCCACCAAGACUUCCACAGGUCCUGGAAGCAGUGACUCCUCUCAAACAUGUAUUUCCUCCCACUCCACUAUGUUGAGCUCAACGGCACCCGUUGCUGCUGUGUCACCAACGACCUUCGCAAAAAAAUUCGAGGUACUGUUUUGCGGCCGUGUGAGUGUUGCUCACAAAAAAGCCCCACCUGCCCUAAUUGACGAGUGCAUCGAGAAGUUUAGCCAGCUCCAUGGCUCAGGGACUACUGAUAAAGGAGGAAAUAGCGGGGGAUUGGUAGGCGGCCUGAAGAGGGCAUUAACCUUCCAAUCCAAUGGACUGGGAAGUGGUGCUGUUGGUAAUGGUGCUGUAGGGAGCCCCACCACUGGAAAGCGCCCUGUUCUGUUCAAGCGAGACCCCAGCUUUCCUUGCCUGCAGGCCCUGGAUGAGAACGGUCUUUCACCAGAGAUUUCUAACACCAACACUACUGAUCCACUCGCCGGAUCUGCUGAGGUACAACCAACCAGCCUGCAGGAGAACAGGACCAUGCUGUUUACGGUGGGCAGGUCUCAGAUCUUCUUGGUUAGUCCUGACACUAAGAAAGUUGCCAUAGAGAAGAGUUUCAGAGAAAUAUCCUUCUGCUCACAGGGUAUUCGUCAUGUGGAUCACUUUGGCUUCAUUUGCAGGGAGACUGUGGAGGGAGGAAGCUGUCACUUUGUGUGCUAUGUCUUCCAGUGUACGGAUGAAUCACUGGUAGACGAGAUUAUGCUGACUCUGAAGCAAGCGUUCUCUGUGGCAGCCCUGCAGCAGAAUGCAAAGACCCAGAGCCAGCAGUGUGACAGCUGCCCCAUGCAGCAGCUCCACAGACUGUGUGAAAGGAUAGAAGGUCUACACCCAUCAAAGACCAAACUGGAGCUUCAGAGAUACUUGGCUACUUUGGACAAUCAGGAGCAAGCUUCCAUCUUUGAAAACACUAUGCGGGCUCGUCCUAAGAGCGAUCAGGAAGAGAAUGAGUUGGUGAUGGCCUCUUUGAGGAAUCUCUAUGAGGAGAGACAGAAGAGUCAUCAGCACACACUGCCUGGAGACAGCAAACCGGUGUCUGAGGAUGCAGCUCCAGCACCCGUGGAGGCGCAGCAGCAGAGCAGCAGUCGGCAGCGACUGGAGCAGUUCAAGAGCCGAGCCAAACGCUCUCUCACUGAGUCCCUGGAGGGCAUAUGGAAGGGAAGCAGCAAGGCCAGAACUCAGAGGGACAACAGUGAAGGAAGUGAUAGUGGCUCGUCUGUUUGUACUGUCAACAGCAGCCAGGACCAGCCCUGCAUAGAUGACCCUUUGUCUGCCUCUUCUCAUGUACGACCCACCAGCCCACUCAGAUGCCACAACUCAACAGGCGACCUCAAGCACCUUGACACCUCUCUUUCCCUGUCACCAUCCUCCUCCUCUUUACCCCGUGAUUCUCAGCCACAGGGCUUCCGCCGGCGGGCCAGCACCUUCAGCCACCCCCCCACCCCCUCCUCAGUACUCGAGUACUCUCCGGUGCAGAUAUUAAUUCACAAGCCACAGGAGCCUUCUGCAGCUAACAAGCCCAAGCUCGUACGACACUACUCCGUCAGCACAGACUCCCCACACCAGAGCAAUGAUGUAGCAGCUCUCUCUACACCAAAUGCAGCAUGCGAAGUGGGAGAAAGCCCUCUGCGCAGCCAUCGCCACUCAUGGAGGCAGCAGAUCUUCCUACGGGUUGCUACUCCUCAGAAGGGCACAGACAGUAAUGAGCGAGUGGAUCCCUGUCUAGAGGGGGGUCGGAUGUGUGUUGGCCAGGCUGUGGGUGGAGGAGGUGGGGACUCAUCCAUGAGAGCGGUGCCUGAGGAAAGGACGAAGAGGAGCAAAGAGGAGCUGAGGGAACUGUGGAGAAAGGCCAUCCUGCAGCAGAUCCUGCUGCAAAGAAUGGAGAGGGAGAACCAGAAGCUACAAGCCUCAGAGAGUGAUCUGCAGAACAAGCGUCUGAAGUUGGACUAUGAGGAAAUAACCCCUUGUCUAAAGGAGGUCACUCUGGUGUGGGAGAAAAUGCUGGGAACUGCUGGGAGAGCAAAGGUCAAAUUUGACACUGAGACCAUACAUGCUGCAGUUGCACAAGGUGUCCCGAGGCAGCAUCGAGGUGAGAUCUGGAAGUUUCUCUCCGAACAGUACCUGCUCAGGCAGACGGUCCCAUCCCGACCGCCUUCCAAUCACACUCCGUACAAAGAGCUGCUGAAACAACUCACCUCGCAGCAACACGCCAUCCUCAUAGACCUGGGUCGCACAUUUCCCACUCAUCCAUACUUCCAGGCCCAGCUGGGGGCUGGACAGCUGUCCCUGUAUAAUAUACUGAAAGCUUACUCACUGCUUGACCCCGAGGUGGGUUACUGCCAGGGACUGUCCUUCAUUGCUGGAGUGCUGCUUUUGCACAUGGGGGAGGAGGACGCCUUCAACAUGCUCAAAUUUCUAAUGUAUGAUGUAGGCCUCCGCAAACAGUACAGGCCUGAUAUGAUUAUCCUGCAGAUUCAGAUGUACCAACUGUCGCGGCUGCUCCAUGACUACCACAGGGAUCUUUACAGCCACCUGGAGCAGCAGGAGAUUGGACCCAGUUUAUAUGCCACCCCCUGGUUCCUCACUGCCUUUGCUUCACACUUCCCCCUUGGCUUUGUGGCCAGAGUCUUUGACAUGUUAUUCUUGCAGGGAUCAGAGGUCAUCUUCAAGGUGGCUUUGAGCCUGCUGGGGAGCCACAAGCCUCUGAUCCUGCAACACGACAACCUGGAGUCUAUAGUGGACUUCAUCAAGACUACACUGCCCAACCUGGGCCUAGUGCAGAUGGAAAAGACAAUCAACCAGGUGUGCGAGAUGGAUGUUUCCAAGCAGCUCCAGGCCUAUGAGGUGGAGUACCAUGUGCUGCAGGAUGAGCUACUGGACACGCCUCCAACCCUCAACCAGCACCAGCGAGCUGCUCAGCUGGAAAGGACCAAUCAGAGCCUCCGACAGCAGAAUCUCGAUCUGCUGGAGGAGCUGCAGGUGUCCCAUGCUCGCGUCUGCAGCCUGGAGAGUCGAGUGGAGGCUUUGGUGCAGUCGGAGGGUCGGCUGAAGGAGCAGGUUUCUGUGCUGGAGGAGGAGAAGCAGCAGCUCGCGAGCACCGUCGCUCACCUCCAGGACCUCCUCACCAGCCUCGGCAUACACACCAGCCCUGACGGACACACGGUCCCCCCGCCCUCAGUUGCAGCAGCAUCAAAGCUGGAAGGCAGAGAGGGGCUGGAAAACAGGACUGUGGACUCUCUGCUCCACCCGCUGGUUCUUCCAAAGGGUUCAUAACCGCAUCUUAUAAUUUUCCAAAUGGUAAGUUCGUCCGAAGGAGGAGCCAGGUGUGAAAGGCCCAGGUGGAGAAGGCUGUUAUGAUGACAUCCCACCUACAGAAAGAUUUCACAACAAAAGAAGAAUGACAGUGGUAGUUGGGCAUAGACAGGGGUUAGAAGAGAGCGAAAACUAAAGGAUAGCACCCUUUUCCUUCACUCUAGCAACUGUAAAUAAACAUGUGAUUUGACUAAUCCCCAAAGAAAGCACUGUCCCACUGGGCCUUUACUUUAAAAACAAACUAAUUUGCACCUGUACUUGUAUGUUUUCAUCUUUGAAAGCACUCCUGUGUUAUACCAGUGGGUUUGUUUAAAUAGGUGGGAUGCAACACAGCCAAAGAUUGUUCUUAUUAAUGUACAACAAGCUCAAAGAACAAAGACUCCGCUCGACAGUAUUCAAAAACAUGGUAAUGAUCACUGUUACACGUAACAAAUAAGAAAUACUCCCAAAGAAAAAAUAGUAGGAGACAAGUGAAACCAGAAAGUGAGUUGUAGGGACGGGUGAAGAAAAAACUUCAUGACCACAGUGUUUUUUUGUUGUUCUAUUAUAUGACAUCCGCUAAAAUAAUGUUAGAUCUUGGAUGGUGGUGCUCAUAUUCAGAGGUCAGAGGUGAACUAUUUUCGAUUCUUCCUCUACAUUUCUAGUCUUCCACAGUUUUGUUUCCUGACACUGUACAUUUUAGACUUCAUUUAGCUACAGUAGCUCACAGGAAGAGCCACACAAUCUAUCCAGUCCAUUUCACAUCCUGUUUUUUCACCUUUGAAUACACGUCGAUUCAUCUGUGUAGAUGGGAAGAUUUGAAAGGCUAAGCGUUCCCUUUCUAGUGAAGGGGAAGUACAGACUUCUACCGAUUGACUACUUAUAAUUACUGAAAAAGACACUUCAAAUGGGAACCCUCUGCUGUUGAGACAAUCUGUCACCUAUAAAUCAUUUACUGUAUUCAACACACUGAAUUCCUUUGACUCGAGCUGCAGCUUGGUGUGUUUCUAUGUGACUGUUUGAAUGUUGUUGUGUCUGUGUUCCUGAUUGCAACAAAUCUGUUGAUUUACACUGUAAAGAUAUUUUUGCUUUUACCCCGACUGUCUUUGCACAUGUUUUCUGUUUUAUUGAUUAUUACUGUUGUCGUUGUUCUGUACUUUAAAAUAUAUUUCAUAUUCUUUCAGCACAUCUGCAGCCAUCUUUCUUUCUGUGUCUCUGUGGGGUUGUCUGCAUACAGCAUGAGCUCAUGAGUCAAGUGUCAGACUGUGAGAUUGUAUCACAGCGAUUGUACCACCUCCUGUCUAAACAUGCCAGUCACUUGGAAGGUUACAGGUUUGAUACAAGGUUCCAACCAUAUGGAAAUUCACCAUACGCAGUAUUUACCACACAGAUGUGCACUUGUUUCCUGGAACUUCUCCUCAAGUUGGAAGGAAAAACAGGCUUGGACAAGUUGUGACUCUGUUAGUAUGCAUGUACUGUCUAUGGGGAUGCACAGCAGAAACAGCACCAACAAAGAACCUAAACACAUAAAAAACAGAAUUUAGGUU
This is a messenger RNA of Stegastes partitus (bicolor damselfish), 5741 nucleotides long. RefSeq names its product TBC1 (tre-2/USP6, BUB2, cdc16) domain family, member 1 (gene tbc1d1). NCBI's taxonomy places the organism in Eukaryota, Metazoa, Chordata, Actinopteri, Pomacentridae. The coding region runs from base 211 to 4176 and encodes 1321 amino acids. The transcript has 21 exons. The record is from RefSeq and is a predicted model, not a curated record.